Molecule: messenger RNA, 1445 nt
Organism: Chanos chanos (milkfish)
Lineage: Eukaryota; Metazoa; Chordata; Actinopteri; Gonorynchiformes; Chanidae
Gene: pfkfb1
Product: 6-phosphofructo-2-kinase/fructose-2,6-biphosphatase 1
Exons: 14
Coding region: 13-1431 (472 amino acids)
Biological process (GO): fructose metabolic process; fructose 2,6-bisphosphate metabolic process
Cellular component (GO): cytosol; 6-phosphofructo-2-kinase/fructose-2,6-biphosphatase complex
Molecular function (GO): 6-phosphofructo-2-kinase activity; fructose-2,6-bisphosphate 2-phosphatase activity; ATP binding
Source: RefSeq, a predicted model, not a curated record
UUGUCGAACGACAUGUCCUCCGAAAACACAGAGCUCACACAGACACCCCUGCUCAAGAUCUGGGUGCCGUGGAUGGAUGUCUCUCAUGUGUCUCUCAGUCAGAGGAGAGGCUCAUCACGUCCCCAGUUUACAAACUCCCCCACUAUGAUUGUGAUGGUGGGACUGCCAGCCAGAGGAAAGACGUACAUCUCCAAGAAACUCACACGCUACCUCAACUGGAUUGGUGUCCCAACCUCAGUCUUCAAUUUGGGUCAGUACCGCAGAGAGGCAGUUCGGUACAAGAACUAUGAGUUCUUCCGUCCAGACAACGAAGAGGCCAUGAAGAUCCGGAGGGCCUGUGCUUCGAAUGCCCUUAAAGAUGUCCACAAUUACUUUAGCAAGGAGCAGGGACAAGUGGCAGUAUUUGAUGCGACGAACACCACAAGGGAGAGACGGGGAGUCCUCAUCAGUUUUGCCAAGGAGAAAGGAUACAAGGUGUUUUUCAUUGAAUCAAUUUGUGAUGAUCCAGAAAUUAUAGAGGCAAACAUUAUGCAAGUGAAAUUAAGCAGUCCUGAUUAUGAGAACUGUGACAAAGAGGAGGCUCUGGAGGAUUUCCUUAAACGCAUCGAGUGCUACAGGUCAUCUUACGUCCCUCUGGAUGAGGAGAAAGACAGGCACCUCUCCUUCAUCAAGAUAUUUAACGUCGGCUCGCGGUACCUGGUGAACCGUGUACAAGAUCAUAUCCAGAGUCGCAUUGUUUACUACCUCAUGAAUAUUCAUGUCACCCCACGCUCCAUCUACCUGAGUCGGCAUGGGGAGAGCGAGCUCAACCUUCUGGGCAGAAUUGGGGGAGAUUCUGGGCUAUCUUCACAAGGCAAAAAGUACGCCAGCACCCUGGCAGAGUUCAUCCGGAGUCAGAACAUAAAGGAUCUGAAAGUGUGGACCAGCCACAUGAAGAGGACCAUACAAACAGCUGAGGCAUUGGGUGUGCCCUAUGAGCAAUGGAAGGCCCUCAAUGAAAUUGACGCUGGUGUGUGCGAGGAAAUGACUUAUGAGGAGAUCCAGGAACACUACCCAGAAGAAUUUGCACUGAGAGACCAAGACAAGUACCGUUACCGCUACCCGAAAGGCGAGUCCUAUGAGGAUCUGGUGCACCGGCUGGAGCCAGUCAUCAUGGAGCUCGAGAGACAGGAGAAUGUUCUAGUCAUAUGUCACCAGGCAGUUAUGCGUUGCCUGCUGGCCUACUUUCUGGACAAAAAUUCAGAUGAUUUGCCUUAUCUCAAAUGCCCUCUUCAUACAGUGCUCAAACUCACACCAGUGGCAUAUGGUUGUAAAGUCGAAUCCUUUUACUUAAACAUUAAGGCUGUCAACACACACAGAGACAAACCUGCGAACGUGGAUGUCACGAGGGAUCCAACAGAGGCAUUACAGACCGUUCCGGAGCAUAUUUAAUCUGAGCUAAAAAC